This is a messenger RNA of Scatophagus argus, 1893 nucleotides long. RefSeq names its product phosphatidylinositol 3-kinase regulatory subunit gamma-like. Gene Ontology annotation, cellular component: phosphatidylinositol 3-kinase complex. The record is from RefSeq and is a predicted model, not a curated record. Gene Ontology annotation, biological process: phosphatidylinositol phosphate biosynthetic process; insulin receptor signaling pathway. Gene Ontology annotation, molecular function: 1-phosphatidylinositol-3-kinase regulator activity. The transcript has 10 exons. Lineage: Eukaryota; Metazoa; Chordata; Actinopteri; Scatophagidae. The coding region runs from base 294 to 1697 and encodes 467 amino acids.
UCCGCUUGCAGGACGAAGUGAAGUAGAGCUGCGCCGCACAGCGAGAAGGCAUGAACAGACAAUCUGUCUCUCUGAAAAAAUGCCCCAGUUAGACAGGCUAUGUUAAGAAAAGACAUUUGGACUUGGAGAGAUUUUACGGACUCGGAAUCGCAGUUUUCCUUUGUGACCAUAUCUAUGUAGGACGUGGUGUCUGCGACUGCACUGAAGUAACCUAAAUUAGGUUCAUUUACGGCAAACGUGCAUUAAAAAAUACGCUCAAAGACAACAACCUGGACUACUCUUUUGGAACAGGAAUGGUUUAUCCUCCCGAAGGUUUAUUCUACAUCGAGAUGGAUCAAACACCACCAGCUCUUCCCCCCAGGUCAACAAAGCCAGUGUCCUCCACUAUGAACAACAACUGCCUUUCGCCACCUGCAUAUUCGCUGCAGGAUGCUGAAUGGUACUGGGGAGAUGUAACCAGGGAUGAGGUGAACGAGAAGCUCCGAGACAAACCCGAUGGCUCCUUCAUGGUGCGGGAUGCAUCGACAAAGCUGCAAGGAGACUUUACGCUGACGUUAAGGAAAGACGGUCACAACAAGCUCAUCAAGAUUUACCACCGUGAUGGGAAGUAUGGCUUCUCAGACCCCCUCACAUUCUCCUCAGUAGUGGAACUCAUCUGGUACUAUCAGCACCAUCCGUUGGUGGAAUACAACGCCACACUGGACCUAAUGCUCACCCAUCCCGUGUCCCGCUUCCAGCAGGUGAACGAGGACAGUGUCGACGCUGCUGGAAGGAAGCUGAAAGAGGUUCACAGUCAGUAUCAAGAGAAGACAAAGGAGUUUGAUCGGCUUUAUGAAGCUUUCACAAAGACCUCGCAGGAGAUCCAGAUGAAGCGAACCGCAAUUGAGGCCUUUAAUGAGACAAUGCUGAUCUUCGAGGAGCAGUGUCGUGAACAGGAGCGUUACGGAGAGGAGUUUGAGAGGAACAAUCAGUCCGACGGAGCCGACAAAGAUCUGGAGAGCUUUCUGAUAAAUUACGAGAAGCUGAAGUGUCGUCUUGGGGAGAUCUACGACAGUAAAAUUCAUCUGGAGGAAGACUUGAGAACGCAGGUGGAGGACUACAGAGAGACGGACAGGAAGAUGAACAACUUGCGGCCUGACCUCAUCCAGCUACGCAACAUCAGAGACCAGUACCUCAACUGGCUUAAUCACAAAGGCGUACGGCAGAAACGCAUAAAUGACUGGCUGGGGACACAAAGUGACAGCCUUGAUGACACGUACGUGUUGAAGGGAGACGAGAAAGAUUUGCCACAUCACGAUGAGACAUACUGGUUUGUUGGCGAACUGAGCCGGACGCAGGCGGAGGAGAUGCUUCAAGGUAAAGCUCCGGGAACGUUCCUGAUCCGUGAGAGCAGCAAACAGGGAUGCUACGCCUGCUCUGUUGUCGUGAAUGAAGAAGUAAAGCAUUGUAUGAUCUACAGCACACCACACGGAUACGGCUUUGCUGAGCCCUACGAUGUCCACUGCUCACUCAAAGAUCUUGUCCUGCACUAUCGCCUGCACUCCUUAGCUCAACACAAUGACGCCCUGGAUGUUCGGCUGUCACAUCCAGUACACGCCAAAGCUGCAGCCACGCCUUCUCAACACGCAGAGGAACACAAACUCUUACAGACUCCAAAACACACAGCGGGCCUCGCACCUGCAGCUCCGGAGAUGUAAUCCAAUGGAAAGAGACGAAAGGACUUGUUUACUGUAUCCUGAGAGAACGACUGCAUCGAUUUGCAAUGUGUAAAGUUUUGCACUACAAUGAUUCCAUCUGUUUUUGUGAAUGGGAUUUCACAGAUUGAAGUGGGACCGGAGCUUGAAUGUCAGUUUGAACUUUGUUUUUUAUUUUAUUUUUGUUUUUAACGGGACU